Pochonia chlamydosporia 170 is the source of this 702-nucleotide messenger RNA. Its product is annotated as isochorismatase family domain-containing protein. NCBI's taxonomy places the organism in Eukaryota, Fungi, Ascomycota, Sordariomycetes, Hypocreales, Clavicipitaceae. The record is from RefSeq and is a predicted model, not a curated record. The coding region runs from base 1 to 702 and encodes 233 amino acids. The transcript has a single exon.
AUGUCUUUCAUAUUCACUCAUCAAAAUGCAGAGAUGCAGUUAGAUAAAAAGCAUACUGCCCUCGUCUUUGCAGAUCUUCAAAAUGAGUUUCUCACUGAGACUGGGAGCUACUAUCCGAUGAUAGCAGACAAGCUAAAGGAGCUCAACGUCAUGGAUCACAUUGAACAACUCCUCCAGUGCGCAAAAGAAAACAAUUUCUUUGUGAUUCACUCACCGCACUAUUACUACCCUACUGAUCGCCAGUGGGUUGCUCCACCCGGUGCCAUUGCAGACUAUCUCGGAAAGCAUCCCAAAGGAUUUGUUGGCCGAAAGGAUCCCGUUGACUUGGAAGCCUUUGUUGGUUCAGGUGCAGACUACCCCGAAAGGCUGAAGCCGUAUCUUAUGGACGGACAGACAGCAAACACAUCACCUCAUAAGGGUUUGUCGUGCCAGUCAAACGACCUGAUAAAGCAACUUCGCAUGCGGCGCAUUGAAAAGGUUAUUAUUGCUGGCCCUGUAGGAAACCUAUGCUUGGAGAAUCAUAUGCGGGACAUUCUUGAAGCUGGUUUUGAGGUCGCGGUGGUGCGCGAUGCUAUUGCUGCCGGUAAGAACGAGGAGGGAGAUGGUUACACAGCUGCGAUGGUUAAUUACCGAUUCAUGGCCAAUGCCAUGUGGACAACGGAAGAAACCAUCAGGCGCCUGAAAGCUGUAGGAACUGAGUAA